GAGAUGAGCUGCCUGAGAAAACAAUCGACGGGAGAUGUGAGUGUGGAGGUCAAUGCCUGCCCUGGCCCAGAUCUCAGGCAAAUCUUGGAGGAUUUGAGAUGCCAGUAUGAAACACUGAUAGCGCGCAACCGCAAGGAAGUUGAGGAUUGGUACGAGUGCAAGAUUGAGGAGGUGAAUCGGGAGGUUAUUACAAGCGGACAGGAGGUAGAGACGUGCAACAACCAGGUGACUGAACUGAAGCGCCAACUGCAAGCCCUGGAAAUCGAUCUCCAGGCUCAGCUCAGCCAGAGAAAUAAUUUAGAAUCUUCUCUGGCUGAGACUGAGUGCCAGUACAACACCCUCCUCGGUGAGCUACAGAACCAGAUCACGUGCGUGGAGCAGCAAUUGGCUGAAAUAAGAGCGGAAAUAGAGUGCCAGAACCAAGAAUACAAGACCUUACUGGACGUCAAGUGCCGUUUGGAGCAGGAGAUUCAGACCUACCGGUGCUUGUUGGAAGGAGGACAGCAGGACCUUAUUCACGGAGGAGGAAUCGGCGUAGGGACUGGAGGAGGAGUCAUUAGGACAAGCCACACGUACACGACAACUUCAACUUCCCACUGCCAGCCCCAAGUCCCGCCCUGCAAGACUGGAGAUAUACAAGUGACCUGCAGGAGAAUUUGUGAUUAAGGAGGAACGAACUAGAAGGUGACAUAGAGAGAAAGCCACAAACAAAACAAGAACACCCAGUGUUCACUGCGCGCCUCUACGCAGAGAAAGUAGAAGUAACUCAGCGAUGCUUUGCCAUGUAUCUGGAGGGACCUCUUGGGGCCACCUUCCUCUCUGUUCUGCUCUUCUGAUCUGUAAUGCUGUAAUCUCUAGAAGUUACUGGAGUUAGUCAGGAUCACUAGUGUCCCUGCUGGUGCAAAAACCUCUCUAAUAAAACUUUGCUUCUGCCUGAUGCA
Molecule: messenger RNA, 941 nt
Organism: Apaloderma vittatum (bar-tailed trogon)
Lineage: Eukaryota; Metazoa; Chordata; Aves; Trogoniformes; Trogonidae
Product: keratin, type I cytoskeletal 13-like
Exons: 5
Molecular function (GO): structural molecule activity
Source: RefSeq, a predicted model, not a curated record